AUGGAUAAUGAAUAUGAGCUUCGUAAGCUUCUCCUCGACACACAAUUUGCAUUGUCAGACAAUGAUAAAGACUAUUUAGUAUUUGUAAUUGGAUUGGAUAUUGGAAAACAUUUACAAAAUAGUAAAUUAGUUCACGUGUUUGAAGCAUUAAUUCAACGAAACAAAAUUUCAUCAAACAAUUUAAAUUAUUUAAUUGAACGAUUAGAAACAAUAAAACGACCGGAUGUGGCACAAUAUUUAAAAGCGCUUGAAAUAUCACCAUCACCUUUAUCAUCAAAUUUAAUCAAUACUCAUGACCUUGUUGACAUUGAUGAAGUGCAAAAUACAAAUAAUACAUAUGAAGAUGAAUCGUCUGAAUUAUCUAGUACAAAGUUGUUACAAGGAGUACCGAAUCAAUAUCUAUCGUUAAUAAAUCGUACUGAUAGUCAACGAAAUAUAGUUAUUGACGUGGAAUCUUAUCAUAGUAGUGGAUCAGUUUCUUGUUGGUUGACAGAAUAUUAUUAUUUGAAAAAAGCUGAAGAACAAUCGAUUAGCAAUUCAUUGCCCUGUUUUUUAUCAUUUUGUCUGGUACUACCGAAUUUAAGUGGUCAACUUUAUUCUUUAUGUCAUUCUCGUCAUCUAAAAUUAAUAAAAGAUGAUGACAACCUAAAGCAAGAGCUAGUAUAUUAUAUCGAAAAGAAGCAUAAGAAGUCUGCAAAGACAAUCGGUUUGUACAAAGCAAAUAAACUUAUAAAUUAUUUACAAACUCACAGAAUACUAUUGGAUCAGAUUGAUCUGAUCAUAUUCAAUGUUUGUACAUGUCGAUGUAUAAACAAUAAAAGUAAUGAGGAUGAAAUGCAAUCUUAUAUCACAUUAAUGAAAUAUCUUAAUGAUUUACACUUAUCAGUUGAUCAAAAACCAAGGGUCAUUGUUAUCAGAACAAAACCGUAUCAGGAAAUAUCACUUUGGGAUGAAUUAAUUUGUACUUACAAUCAACACUAA
Didymodactylos carnosus is the source of this 981-nucleotide messenger RNA. Lineage: Eukaryota; Metazoa; Rotifera; Eurotatoria; Philodinida; Philodinidae. The record is from the annotation of a GenBank genome assembly.